GCGUCGCUAAAACAACACAAUUCGAGGUAAUGUCUGGGUGUCUUAGCAUACUGUUGGUGUUGGCGACGGCGACGGCUGCCAGGGCUGAAGCUGGCUAUCCGGUUCUUGAGCCUUUGUAUCCGGUCCCCAGCCCUCUAUAUCCGCCUCCCGAGCCCAUAUAUCCGGUGGCUGAACCAUGUUACCCGAAGACUGCCUACGUCACAGCUGUCAAGACCGCCCUCCAACAGAUACCUGUGUACGAGACAGCAAUCCAAAAACAGGUCGUCCCCACCACCCUAUACAAGACCCACUACCAAACCCAGUACCAGACCAAAUACCAGACCCAAUACGUCCCCGAAUACGUCACUGAGACCGUCUACAAGACCCAGGUCCAAUACGUUCCCCACUACCAGACGCAGUACCAGACGCAGUACCAAACUCAAUACGUCACCACUGCCGAGUAUGUGCCCAAGUACGUCACGGAGACGCUCUACCAGACGCACUACCAGACGCAGGUGGUGUACAAGACCGCCUACACCACGGUUCACACCCCCCAGUACGUCACUAAGACGCAGGUGCAGUACCAGACCCAGUACAAGACGCAGGUGGUACCUGAGUACGUCACCGUCGCUUUGGACAAGGUGGCCUACGUCACUGCCUGUCCUAAGCAGUACUAUCCGGAACUCGUUGUCGACUACGUUUAACGACGUCGAUAUAUCUCUACGUUUAACGUCGAUAUAUUUCAACGAUUUAACAACGUCGAUAUAUUUCUACGUCUAACGUCGAUAUAUUUCAACGAUUUAACAACGUCGAUAUAUUUCAACGAUUUAACAACGUCGAUAUAUUUCAACGAUUUAACAACGGUCGAUGUAUUUUCUAUGUCGUAACUUGUUCUAUAGCAUCUAAAUCCCCUCAAAUUGGUCUCUAAUAUCCACCUACAUCUAAACUGUUUGUCCCUUCAAUGUCUAUCUAAAUUCUAUCUAUUGUUUCCCUAUUCUCGCCAUGAUCAGCUAGUUUUAUGACCUUCUUAAGAACAAGACGUGUAUAAUAUUCAAUAAAGAAUUGCAGUAUA
Procambarus clarkii (red swamp crayfish) is the source of this 1051-nucleotide messenger RNA. RefSeq lists its product as uncharacterized. The record is from RefSeq and is a predicted model, not a curated record. NCBI's taxonomy places the organism in Eukaryota, Metazoa, Arthropoda, Malacostraca, Decapoda, Cambaridae.